AAUUCAGGAGUAGACACCGUCUCGCGCACACCGAUCCCCAAACACCACACAAAGGAAGAGAACCCUCAAUUCUCAAGAAAGCCCUAAAACAGUGUCUGAUUUGCAAUUCCAUCAAUCUCGCAUCAAAACGCUCCCUUUAGCCAUGGACGCUCAGAGAGCUCUACUAGAUGAACUUAUGGGUGCAACUCGUAAUUUGACGGAGGAAGAGAGAAAGGGAUUCAAGGAGAUUAAUUGGGACGAUAAGGAGGUUUGUGCUUGCUAUAUGGUUCGAUUUUGUCCGCAUGAUCUCUUCGUCAAUACGCGGAGCGAUCUAGGACCUUGCCCUAGACUACACGAUCAAAAGUUGAAAGAAAGUUUUGAGAAGUCUCCAAGACAUGACACAUAUGUGCCAAAAUUUGAAGCUGAACUUAAUCAGUUUUGCGAAAAAUUGGUGAUGGACUUGGAUAGAAGAGUUAGGCGUGGGCGUUCUCGUCUUUCACAAGAGGUGGAACCCACCCCAGCACCUCCACUAUCAGCUGAAAAGUCUGAACAGUUUUCUGUGUUGGAAGAAAAAAUAAAGAAUCUACUGGAACAAGUGGAGGCCCUAGGUGAAGCUGGGAAGGUUGAUGAAGCUGAAGCACUCAUGAGAAAGGUGGAGGCACUUAAUGCUGAGAAGACAGCAUUGGCCCAACAACCCCAGAAUGAUAAAGUGCUGAUGCUUGCACAGGAGAAAAAGAUGGCCCUAUGUGAAAUCUGUGGUUCUUUUCUUGUAGCAAAUGAUGCUGUUGAGAGGACCCAAUCUCACAUUACUGGGAAGCAACACAUUGGCUAUGGCAUGGUCCGGGAUUUCAUCAUCGAGUACAAGGAAGCUAAGGAGAAGGCGAGGGAAGACGAAAGAUUAGCUAGGGAGAAAGAAGCAGAAGAGAGAAGGAAGCAGAGGGAGAAGGAUAAUGAGAGGAGGAGAAGUGGUUCGGGGGAUAGAGACAGGCAUCAUGAUCGUGAUCGAGACAGGGAAAGGGAUAGAUAUCAUGAACGAGAUCAAGAUCAUGAAAGGUCUAGGGAUGGGAGUUCUAGAAGUAGUCGAGACGGAGGAAGAGGGAUGGAUUGGAGGUCCAGGAAUGGUAGAGAAGGAGCCAGGGAUAGGUACCGUGAUCGGAGUAGAUCACGUUCGCCUGCUAGGCAUGGUCACAGAAGGUCACCUAGAAGUCCAGUUCACCCGUAUUAGUCAAUUGAGUUGAUGUGUGUCUGACCUUUAAAAUUAUGAGGUAGAUUUUAUAUAUUUAUUUUUUAUCUGAAAACCUUUUUGAGCAUGUGUUUGAGUCAUCCGUUAUCUUGUCAAUGUGGGUGAAACUUUUCUUUGCUAUCUCACAGCUUUAUUGAGACUAUACCAUCUGUCUCCCUUUCAUCGAUAUUAUUAAUGGAGAAAAGGGUUGAGGUAGGUAUAACUUCAUUGCUGUAUCUCUUUUUUAAUAUAUUUUAGGCUUUGGUGGAAUUAUUUCUGUUGCAGCAUCUGUCUCUGAAAUUUUCUCAUCUAUAUAAUUUUUUGGAGUCAUCUUGGGUUAUAUACUCCGUUGUCAGUAAUUUAAAUGGUUGGACUCAAACUAUAUGCCUGAUUGAGACUGCAGCCGAGAGAGAGUUGGGGGGUUUUUCUCAUUUGAGGUAACAAUUAGAUGUUAUCUUACUUAUCAAAAGGAACAAAAUAGACGUAUAUCUAUCAACACAACUCCAAUAUAUUUAUAGUUCCUUGUCGGAUCACCUUCAUUUAUGGUUGUUUAGCUGACUUAGACCAGUUCAUUUACAAAUUCUGCUUAUAUGUGUUUGACCUUGAAGAACUCUACCAAUUUGGAAAAUGUUGGAUUAUUUACUCUUGCCCUUACGCUGGUCACUUACAAACUAUCCAGACAUGGUUUCAUAAGUAUGGUUUGAUGUAGUUGUUUAAUCAUUCUCUAAAGAUCUACUAGUGAGGAUCAUCACCCUGCCUUCGCCAAUUUACUUUAUGGAUUAAAAUGGUUAUGAGGUGCGUACAGUUUGCCAUGAAUGGGUAUUUAUUGAGGAGACUAGAAGUAAGCGGGACAGAUAUCAAUAUUUGAUAUCUGUACGUGAAAGAUGACUACUUGUUUAACAGGGUUUGGGUUAGUUUUGGAGUUAUCGGGUUCAGACAGGUAUAGGUAAUUACUUUGUUUUUGCAGAGUUAUUCGUUAGAAGAAAUGUUGUUUCCAAAUGCAUGGGAGACCACGUAAGUGGGCUGGGAUACGAGGUAAAUAUUAAGAGGUAACCAAAAAUUACAAUCUGCAGAAUAGUUUGUUUCUAUUUAGUUUGCAGGAUAAGGCAGGUAAUCUGGUGAACCUUGAUGGUCGGAUUGCUGCUAGUAAGUAGAUAUUUUAUGCUAAGGAAUGGUUUGUGCAGGGAACUAUACUUUUACUGAGUAGUCGCUGCUUUUGGGACUACAUAUAUUUUAUCCAAACAAAACAGGAGAUGAGAAAACCAAAAAUAGUUGCAUUUGGAGUGGAGGAGCGCAGGUGCAAAAUCCUUGUCUGCAAAAAAUAUAAUUGUAGGUACUUUGGCAAGUUAUGAAUUACCUGUCACUGUAAAUGAUUAGAUUAACAUUUAUUGAAUUAGUUUUGAAUCAAGGGUAUCUUGGCA
Messenger RNA from Juglans regia (Persian walnut), 2622 nucleotides. Its product is annotated as luc7-like protein 3. The record is from RefSeq and is a predicted model, not a curated record. The coding region runs from base 143 to 1204 and encodes 353 amino acids. NCBI's taxonomy places the organism in Eukaryota, Viridiplantae, Streptophyta, Magnoliopsida, Fagales, Juglandaceae. The transcript has 7 exons. Gene Ontology annotation, molecular function: mRNA binding. Gene Ontology annotation, cellular component: U2-type prespliceosome; U1 snRNP. Gene Ontology annotation, biological process: mRNA splice site recognition.